This is a messenger RNA of Menidia menidia (Atlantic silverside), 1035 nucleotides long. Lineage: Eukaryota; Metazoa; Chordata; Actinopteri; Atheriniformes; Atherinopsidae. The record is from the annotation of a GenBank genome assembly.
AUGGUCAAACAAAAUCUUCAACAUCUGUUGUUUGAGGAGCUUCCAAAGCCUUCACACUCAACGAAGGCGCGUGUGGACUGGACGGUGCAUGCUACACAGAGCGGAUUGACCACCGCCAGUCAAAGUUUGACAGACGCUUUCAACACCUGCUUAACUGGCGGGCUCAUGGAGCUAAAUCAGAGAGGAAAACUACUCAAACAUGAGGCAGUGUGCUACUUCUUUGACUGCAUGAAUCACUUAUCAAUCAACUAUGGGCCUCUCAAUGCAGGGAAGGUGGUAAGGCAAGGGCUACUCUUUGCUUCGUCAAAAGACCACGAAUCCAGAGUAAAACGCCUACACCUGCAAGACAGAAAGAGGCAGACGACAUCAAUUUCGAGUUUAGGCAUCAGUAAUGUUGGAUCUGUGCCAAUUUUCCAGCCCUCUCACGCGCCAGUGUCUCUAAGUUUCGGUUUGGCCAAAAAGAAAUACGCCUUACAUUACAGUACACAGCGUGCACAAGAAACACCUGACCGGGAAGGUACAUGUGCUUGUAUCAACUGCAAAGACUACCGCUCUGUGGUCUCUGAAGAAACAGAGGGAGGCUCGCUACUGGUUGUUGACAAAAUGUUGAGCUGCGUUGGCUUUGAGAAUCAUGGGGCUGAUGACAUGUGGAUCUCCAGCCUUGUUCCAGCCAUCACUGAUGCACUGCGCUCAGCCUCUACAUGCAUCAGUGCCAAGUGUGAAAAUGCAGAGGAAGCAUCGGGAGUGCAUCGAGAGGCGUCUCUGAAAAAGAAAUCUGAGGAAGAGAGAGAGAAAAUAUGCACUAAUAAGCAUGCAGAAGGGGGUGGGGAUGAGUACUGGUAUAAGCCAGAGAGUGAAAAGAGGAAGCACAGUAAUCCUGUUAUACAGCAACUGGGUUCAGUAGAGCAUAUUGUCACUGGCCACAGUAACACUCCAGUAGUCCAGGGAAUGCUCACAUACACGCAUUAUAAGUACGUGACUAUCACUUUCACCUCCUUGACAUUGGCUCUGCCAGAGGGUGUAUAUGACAACUAA